This is a messenger RNA of Dracunculus medinensis (Guinea worm), 1492 nucleotides long. Lineage: Eukaryota; Metazoa; Nematoda; Chromadorea; Rhabditida; Dracunculidae. The record is from the annotation of a GenBank genome assembly.
UUUUAAUUUUAAGGUUGCUGAUAAACCUGUAGCAACAAAGGGUAGAGGACGAAUCGUAGCUGUAAUUGGUGCUGUUGUUGAUGUUCAAUUUGAUGAAGGCUUGCCGCCAAUUUUGAAUGGACUUGAGGUUGCUGGCCGAAUUCCACGCUUAAUUCUGGAAGUUUCACAACAUCUUGGAGAUAAUGUUGUUCGAACGAUUGCUAUGGACGGAACAGAAGGAUUAAUCCGUGGUGAUGUUGUUAUUGACACAGGUGAUCCAAUUAAAAUUCCUGUUGGUCCAGAAACUCUUGGACGUAUCAUGAAUGUGAUUGGUGAACCAAUCGAUGAACGUGGUCCCAUACCUGCAAGGCAUUACGCUCCAAUUCAUGCUGAAGCCCCAGCUUUUGUUGAUAUGAGCGUUGAACAAGAAAUUCUAGUAACUGGUAUUAAAGUCGUUGAUCUUCUUGCGCCAUACGCGAAAGGAGGAAAAAUUGGUCUUUUCGGUGGUGCUGGUGUGGGAAAAACUGUACUUAUUAUGGAACUAAUUAAUAAUGUAGCCAAAGCACAUGGAGGUUAUUCUGUAUUUGCGGGGGUAGGCGAAAGAACUCGUGAAGGUAACGAUCUUUACCACGAAAUGAUUGAAGGUGGCGUUAUUGAUCUCAAAGGAAAAAAUUCAAAGGUAUCACUGGUUUAUGGUCAAAUGAAUGAACCACCGGGCGCACGAGCUCGUGUUUGCCUUACUGGGUUAACUGUGGCGGAAUACUUCCGCGAUAAAGAAGGUCAAGAUGUACUCCUUUUCAUUGACAACAUUUUCCGAUUCACUCAAGCUGGUUCAGAAGUAUCUGCGUUGUUAGGACGUAUUCCUUCAGCUGUAGGUUAUCAACCAACUUUGGCGACUGAUAUGGGUGGUAUGCAAGAACGCAUUACUACAACUAAAAAAGGGUCAAUCACAUCAGUACAAGCAAUUUAUGUACCCGCUGACGAUCUAACAGAUCCGGCACCUGCAACAACUUUCGCCCACUUGGAUGCUACAACCGUUUUAUCUCGUGGUAUCGCUGAAUUAGCUAUAUAUCCCGCUGUAGAUCCUCUCGAUUCUACUUCGCGAAUUAUGGAUCCAAAUAUUGUCGGCCAAAAGCAUUAUGAUAUUGCCCGUGGGGUGCAAAAAAUCUUACAAGUAUGGGAAUUUAAUAGUAUCGAGAUGUUCAUGUGGCAGGAUUACAAGUCUUUACAAGAUAUCAUAGCUAUUUUGGGUAUGGAUGAAUUAUCAGAAGAAGAUAAAUUGAUCGUUUCUCGUGCUCGAAAAAUUCAAAGAUUCCUUUCACAACCAUUCCAAGUCGCAGAAGUAUUCACUGGUCAUCAAGGAAAAUUCGUAACCUUAGAAGAAACGAUUCGUGGAUUUGAACUUAUUUUGAAAGGAGAAUUGGAUCAUCUCCCAGAAGUAGCAUUUUAUAUGCAAGGAGGCAUUGAUGAUGUUAGGGCUAAGGCUGAAGAACUGGCGAAGCAAAACGCGUAG